CGCGGCUGCGGGAAAAUGGCGGCUCGGGCGCGGCGGCAUCGCUCGCGUUAUGCAGUGCUCCCGCGGGGUGACUUUUGCGAUAGCGCUAAGAAGGCGAUUGAUGAACCUUCUUUAACGACUUCCAUGGAGUGGGACACGCAGGUGGUGAAGGGGUCCUCGCCGCUCGGCCCUGCAGGGCUGGGGGCGGAGGAGCUGCCAUCCAGCCCGCGGUUGCCGUCGUGGCUGCAGCCCGAGAGGUGCGCCGUGUUCCAGUGCGCUCAGUGCCACGCCGUGCUGGCUGACACGGUGCACCUCGCCUGGGACCUGUCGCGGUCCCUAGGGGCCGUGGUCUUCUCCAGAGUCACAAAUAACGUGGUUUUGGAAGCUCCCUUCCUAGUUGGCAUUGAAGGUGUGCUCGAAGGCAGCACUUAUAACCUUUUAUUCUGUAGCUCCUGUGGGAUUCCCAUUGGUUUCCAUCUGUAUUCUACCCAUGCUGCCCUAGCUGCCUUGAGAGGUCACUUCUGCCUUUCCAGUGACAAAAUGCUGUGCUAUCUCUUAAAAACAAAAGCCAUAGUAAAUGCAACUGAGAUGGAUAUCUACAACGUACCACUACCAGAAAAGGUUGCAGAGCUAAAAGAGAAGAUAAUGUUGACGCAUACUCGCUUAAAUUCACUGAUGAAAAUUCUGAAGGAAGUGACUCUAAACCAGUCCAAGCCAGAAAAUUGAUCCAACCAAAGCUUGUUAUCAGGGUCGGGCUUUACUGCUGUCUUCAACAACAGGUGCUUUUUGAUCAUUUCUCAAGAAAGAUCGACUUAAAGAAUGG
Molecule: messenger RNA, 802 nt
Organism: Diceros bicornis minor
Lineage: Eukaryota; Metazoa; Chordata; Mammalia; Perissodactyla; Rhinocerotidae
Gene: OIP5
Product: Opa interacting protein 5
Exons: 5
Coding region: 16-705 (229 amino acids)
Biological process (GO): CENP-A containing chromatin assembly; chromosome segregation
Cellular component (GO): nucleus; chromosome, centromeric region; chromatin
Source: RefSeq, a predicted model, not a curated record